CUGUGGCGGUAGUUUUUUGAUGCUGGUCAUAUACAUAUCGUCCUAGUCAGGAAUUUGUAGACGGGACCAUUUUACCAAGAUUGAUUGAUUGAAUAUCCGAAAAUGUAUCUAAUGUAUUAUUUGGACGAUAAAGGAAACAGAGUGUACACUUUACAGAAAGUAGACCAUAAUGGAAAUCCUACAAUGUCUGCACAUCCAGCUCGAUUUUCUGUAGAGGACAAAUAUUCAAGAGAAAGGAUUACAAUGAAAAGAAGAUUUGGCCUACUGUUGACCCAGCAACCACAACCUAAUUACUAAUUCAUAUAAUAAAACUCCUUUUCUUUCCGAGUUUAUUUUCUAAUUACUAAUAUUAACCGUGUAAAAUUAAUUUUAUUAGGAAAUAUAAAAUACAAAUGAAAGAAAAUAUUAUGAUGUGGCCUGAUACAACCAAGGAUGAUAAUCUAUAUUUCAGCAAAGAGAUUAUUCAACUUUUACACCCACUACUUCCUUUAAUGAUAAUGAGGAAAAAUCUCUACUCAUACACACAAGAUUAUUCUACAUCAUGAAAUUGCAUCCAGUACCAUUGUUACAACUU
This is a messenger RNA of Cyphomyrmex costatus, 574 nucleotides long. RefSeq names its product Nop10 ribonucleoprotein (gene Nop10). Gene Ontology annotation, molecular function: telomerase RNA binding; snoRNA binding. The transcript has 3 exons. Gene Ontology annotation, biological process: rRNA pseudouridine synthesis; snRNA pseudouridine synthesis; positive regulation of telomerase RNA localization to Cajal body. Gene Ontology annotation, cellular component: box H/ACA snoRNP complex. Lineage: Eukaryota; Metazoa; Arthropoda; Insecta; Hymenoptera; Formicidae. The record is from RefSeq and is a predicted model, not a curated record. Bases 103 to 297 code for a protein of 64 amino acids.